CGUUUUCUACACGAUAUACUCCGUAUCACCAAUUGGAUCGUUGCUGAUAUUCAAUAAAUCAGCAACAUACAGAUGCCCCGUAUAGGUACUUGUGUAGAGUGUAGGCCGUCCUGUUGUGAUAAUGUCACCGGUUCUUACAAUAAUCGCAAUCAUUCGAAGCGUCAAGUAGAUCUUAACCCUCGGUUCGCCAUGGCGCAAGCAGAUUGAAGCCUUGUCCUUCUGUUAUCUAUGCAUCUGACUGAUGUAUGUACAUACAUGAAUGCAUACACAUACACACAUCAUCCAAUGUCGUAUUGACAUGUAUGCAUCCAGAUUUACUUGCAGAGACAAUGUCAAGGGCCGCAAGGCUGAAGGAUCGAAUACGAGCCUGGCUGUCCCAUACACCUCACGUUUUAAUAGCAGCGAGUAAUGCUACGAGUAGUCUGACCCACCCAUGGAUUUCGCAACCCAUGGCCGCGGUUAUGGUUGUUGGUAAACACCUCUUUGUCGGGCGAAGUGGAGUUGGAUUUCCAGAUUGCUACCAUUGCCGUCUGCUUUCAGCUCUCAGCUCUCAGCUCUCAGCUUUCAACCUUCCACAUGCACUUCUUCCCAGGCUACCCAACGGGCACACCGCAUGUCUAGCGCUUCGUUGUGGCAAGCUAUCUAUAGCUAUUGCAUGAGUUGAAGAAGUUUGUGGCGCCUGCUUCUUGAACAUGAUUUGAGAGAUUUAUUUUGCCAUUCACUGUGUAUUUGAUAUGUUGUACUUGUCUAUGCCCUUUCUCUGCGCGCCCUUUUGCCCAUACUAUC
This is a messenger RNA of Aaosphaeria arxii CBS 175.79, 786 nucleotides long. RefSeq lists its product as uncharacterized. Bases 246 to 659 code for a protein of 137 amino acids. The record is from RefSeq and is a predicted model, not a curated record. The transcript has 3 exons. NCBI's taxonomy places the organism in Eukaryota, Fungi, Ascomycota, Dothideomycetes, Pleosporales.